AUGAGGAGAAAACACAAGUGUAGAGCCCCCAUCCAGGAGGCAGAGGCCGCUCCGCCGCCGCCGCCGCCCCCGGCUGAAGCAGCCAAGAAGAAGGUUUCCAAACCGAAGAAGGCCGGCCCCCCAGCGUCCAGCGAGCUCAUCCCGAAAACUGUGGCCGCAUCCAAGGAGCGCAGCGGCGUGUCUGCGGCCGCCCUCAAAGAGAGCUCUGGCUGCGGAGGCUACGAUGUGGAAAAGAAGAACAAGGCCCGCGUCAAGACCGCCAUCAAGGGCCUGGUGGCCAAAGGGACUCUGGUCCAGCCCAAGGGACCGGGGCCUCCGGAUCCCUUCGAGAUGAGCAAGAAGACCCAAGAAGCCCGCAGCAGCAGCAGCAGCAGCAGCGGGAGCCAAGAAAGGCGAAACAGCAGCGGCCAAAAGCCCAAAGCAGCGACCACCGCCAAGCCCGCAGCCGCUAAGAAGUCCCCGAAGAAGGCCAAGAAACCCGCGGCGGCAGUUUAA
Dicentrarchus labrax (European seabass) is the source of this 495-nucleotide messenger RNA. RefSeq names its product histone H1-like. Gene Ontology annotation, cellular component: nucleosome. Gene Ontology annotation, molecular function: DNA binding; structural constituent of chromatin. The record is from RefSeq and is a predicted model, not a curated record. The transcript has 3 exons. The coding region runs from base 1 to 495 and encodes 164 amino acids. NCBI's taxonomy places the organism in Eukaryota, Metazoa, Chordata, Actinopteri, Moronidae. Gene Ontology annotation, biological process: nucleosome assembly.